Molecule: messenger RNA, 4001 nt
Organism: Arachis stenosperma
Lineage: Eukaryota; Viridiplantae; Streptophyta; Magnoliopsida; Fabales; Fabaceae
Product: calcium-transporting ATPase 2, plasma membrane-type-like
Exons: 7
Coding region: 485-3538 (1017 amino acids)
Biological process (GO): calcium ion transmembrane transport
Cellular component (GO): intracellular membrane-bounded organelle; membrane
Molecular function (GO): P-type calcium transporter activity; ATP hydrolysis activity; ATP binding
Source: RefSeq, a predicted model, not a curated record
UAUGGUCUUCUAGAUUUCCUUCCUUAAGUAUAAGGCGGGCGCAGCCAUUGACCCUUAUAUCUCCCAACAAUAAACAAAACAUAACAGAACACCAUCAACAGAACCGUUACUCAAGCCUUGUUUCAAAUAUCCUCUUACUCUGUUCUCUUUUGAUCUUUUCUGAUUCUUCAAGACAGGAUAAGGUUCUGAGAAACUUCACUUUUGUCUUUAUUUUUUUUCAGGGUCCCCCCCACCAAGCUUUACUUACAGUGUCUCUCUCUUUUUCCACGAAAAUCACAUUUCAUUCAAAGUUUCGCACCUAACUUCUAAGAAGGUUGCUAGGAAACCCAGGAAAUAGUCACACCCAUUAUAUGACAGGGGUCUCACCGAGUCUCUCCGAAUUCAUUUGAAUAUUUCAUGUUUCACACUUCAUAGUUAAUAGGAAGCAGAUUAUUUAUUGUUAUUUAGUGAGCAAAAGUUGGUUCGUUGGAGAAGUUUGAAGAAGAUGAUGGAGAGCUACCUAAAAGAGAAUUUUGAUGUGAAGCCUAAGAAUUCAUCUGAAGAAGCACUUGAGAGAUGGAGGAAGCUAUGUGGGAUGGUCAAGAACCCCAAAAGAAGGUUCCGUUUCACUGCAAAUCUCUCCAAGAGACAAGAAGCAGAUGCCAUGCGUCUUGGCAACAAGGAGAAGCUGAAGGUGGCAGUUUUGGUUUCCAAAGCAGCAUUUCAAUUUAUCCAAGGUGCACAAGUGAAACCAAGUGAUGAAAAAGUACCUGAAGAAGUUAAAGCAGCAGGUUUCGAAAUCAGUGGUGAUGAAUUGGGGACUAUUGUUGAAGGCCAUGAUGUGAAGAAGCUGAAAUCUCAUGGUGGGGUUGAUGGCAUUGCAGAGAAGCUUUCUACAUCAACCAGCAAGGGGCUUAGCAGUGAUCCUGAUUCACUGAGCAAGAGACAAGACAUAUAUGGGAUCAACAAAUUCGCCGAAAGCGAAGCCAAGAGUUUCUGGGUUUUUGUUUGGGAAGCCCUUCAAGACAUGACUCUGAUGAUACUUGGAGUGUGUGCUUUUGUGUCUCUGAUAGUUGGCAUUGCAACAGAAGGUUGGCCAAAGGGAGCACAUGACGGUCUUGGCAUUGUUGCCAGCAUACUACUGGUUGUGUUUGUGACAGCAACCAGUGAUUACAGGCAGUCAUUGCAAUUCAAAGAUUUGGACAAGGAGAAGAAGAAGAUUUCAGUUCAGGUAACAAGAGACGGUUGCAGGCAGAAGAUGUCAAUAUAUGAAUUACUUGCUGGUGAUAUUGUGCAUCUUUCAAUUGGUGAUCAAGUACCUGCUGAUGGACUAUUUCUCUCUGGAUUCUCUCUGUUGAUUGAUGAAUCAAGCUUGACAGGGGAGAGUGAACCGGUUAUGGUGAACUCUGAGUAUCCAUUUCUUCUUUCUGGAACCAAGGUUCAAGAUGGAUCUUGCAAGAUGUUGGUUACCACUGUGGGAAUGAGGACUCAAUGGGGAAAGUUGAUGGCAACUCUGAGUGAAGGUGGAGAUGAUGAAACUCCAUUACAGGUUAAAUUGAAUGGAGUUGCAACCAUUAUUGGCAAGAUAGGCCUCUUCUUCGCCGUGGUUACAUUCGCGGUUCUUGUGCAAGGACUAGUGAGCCGUAAGCUCCAAGAAGGGAGAAUAUGGAGCUGGAAUGGAGAUGAUGCUUUGGAGAUGCUGGAAUUCUUCGCUGUCGCGGUUACCAUAGUAGUUGUUGCUGUCCCAGAAGGGCUGCCACUGGCUGUGACAUUGAGCCUUGCCUUCGCCAUGAAGAAGAUGAUGAAUGAUAAGGCCCUUGUGAGGCAUUUGGCCGCGUGCGAAACCAUGGGAUCUGCCACAACUAUAUGCAGUGACAAGACUGGAACUCUAACAACUAAUCACAUGACUGUUGUGAAAACAUGCAUUUGUAUGAACACCAAUGAAGUGAGUAACAAUAAGGCUUCUGAUUUGUGUUCUGAGCUUCCUGAUUCUUCCAUGAAACUGCUCCUUCAGUCAAUAUUCAACAACACUGGAGGAGAGGUUGUGGUUAACAAACAUGGGAAGCGAGAGAUCUUAGGGACACCAACAGAGACUGCAAUCUUGGAGUUUGGCUUGUCACUUGGUGGAGAUUUUCAAGCAGAGAAACAAGAAUGCAAUGUUGUUAAAGUUGAGCCUUUCAACUCCACCAAGAAGAAAAUGAGCCUUGUGGUGGAGCUCCCUGGUGGUGGAUUGCGUGCACACUGCAAAGGUGCUUCUGAGAUCAUCCUGGCCUCUUGUGACAAGGUGCUUAACUCCGCCGGCGAGGUUGUCCUGCUCAAUGAAGAAUCAAAUAACCAUCUCAAGGCUACAAUAGACCAGUUUGCUAAUGAGGCACUCAGAACAUUAUGCCUUGCCUAUAAAGAAUUAGAUAAUGGAUUCUCUUCUGAGGAUCCAAUUCCUGAUUCUGGCUAUACUUGUAUAGGAAUUGUUGGUAUCAAGGAUCCGGUUCGCCCCGGCGUUAAGGAAUCUGUAGCAGUAUGCCGCUCUGCUGGAAUCACAGUGAGGAUGGUUACAGGAGAUAAUAUCAAUACUGCCAAGGCUAUAGCCAGGGAAUGUGGGAUCUUAACAGAUGAUGGCAUAGCCAUUGAAGGUCCAGAGUUUAGAGAGAAGAGUGAGGAAGAAUUGCUUAAACUCAUUCCCAAAAUUCAGGUAAUGGCUCGGUCGUCGCCUUUAGACAAACAUACAUUGGUGAAACACUUGCGUAACACGUUUGGGGAAGUUGUAGCUGUAACUGGAGAUGGAACAAAUGAUGCUCCAGCACUUCAUGAAGCUGACAUUGGACUUGCUAUGGGCAUUGCUGGAACUGAGGUUGCAAAAGAAAGUGCUGAUGUCAUAAUUCUAGAUGACAACUUCUCCACAAUAGUGACAGUGGCCAAAUGGGGACGUUCUGUUUACAUAAAUAUUCAAAAAUUCGUGCAGUUUCAGUUAACGGUUAAUGUGGUUGCAUUGAUAGUGAACUUCACCUCAGCAUGUGUGACAGGAAGUGCACCCCUCACAGCUGUUCAACUUUUGUGGGUGAACAUGAUCAUGGAUACACUGGGAGCACUAGCACUAGCAACUGAACCUCCGAAUGAUGAUUUAAUGAAGCGUUUGCCUGUUGGAAGGAAGGGCAAUUUCAUCAGCAAUGUCAUGUGGAGGAACAUCUUGGGACAAUCAUUGUAUCAGUUUAUGGUGAUAUGGUUUCUUCAGUCAAGGGGGAAAUCGAUAUUUUCGCUCGACGGCCCUGACUCGGAUCUGGUCUUAAACACACUCAUUUUCAACACAUUUGUCUUCUGUCAGGUUUUCAAUGAGAUUAACUCACGUGAGAUGGAGGAAAUAGAUGUUUUCAAAGGCAUAUUGAACAAUCAUGUUUUCGUGGGUGUCCUUACUGCUACUGUUUUCUUCCAAAUCAUAAUAGUGGAGUACUUGGGAACCUUUGCAAACACAGCACCUCUAACUCUGGUUCAAUGGUUCUUCAGCUUGUUGGUUGGAUUUUUAGGCAUGCCAAUCGCAGCUCGCUUGAAGAAGAUCCGUGUUUGAAGAACUUUGUUGUGCAUAAUAACUCUGUUCAGAAGAUUGUUUAUGGUUGGUUAUCACACAGCUUCAAGGUCUCUUGUAGAUUACUAACUAGUUUAUUCAAUUGUUUGUUAUAUGAAAAGAGAAUGGUAGAUGAAAGGACGCAGCAAAAUACAGUGUGUAGAUAAUGCUGACUCCUUUAGCACUGCUAGAAUGAAACUCUUUCUAGGAUUUCAAUUUUUAUUUUUCUAUUUAUGCAUUUAUUUUGCAAUUUGUCCGAGUGCAUUUCAUUGGAUUUUUUAAGGGAAAAAAGAAAAAACUUGUAAUGCACUGGCAAAUGAUAUUGCUUUAUGCUAUUGCUUCAGUUGCACUGUAAAUGAAGAGUUAUGUAUAUUGGGCAUCUAAAGGCCUCUUCAUAUUAUUUAGACUGAAUGAUACUGAGGAGGUGAAACAUUCAGAAAUAAAACUAGUUCUAACUUUCUAUUCA